CGCCGCGCUGGCCCCUCGAGUCCCUCCCGGUCCUUUAAAUGCCGCGUGGGGAGGGUGACGGGCUGAGGGUAGUUGUUGGACUGGUGAGUUUUCCGGUGUUUGUGCUGUGUUCGGCGAGGAGGCACCCCGACACUCUUGACCCUCGCGCACCCAGUCGCCCUUCUCCUCCGCUCGUGUCCGCGGCGGACCAGGCCCACACUCAAGUGACCCCAAAUGCCCUUCAGUGGUGAGAAGCAGUGUGUGGGCGAGGACCAGCCCAGUGAUUCGGACUCUUCCCGGUUUUCCGAAAGCAUGGCUUCACUCAGUGACUGUGAGUGCUCCAGGCAGAGCUUUACAAGUGACUCCUCCAGCAAGUCCAGUUCCCCUGCUUCAACAAGCCCUCCCAGGGUUGUAACAUUUGAUGAAGUAAUGGCUGCAGCAAGGAACUUAUCGAACAUGACUCUUGCUCACGAAAUUGCUGUAAAUGAGAACUUUCAAUUAAAACAAGAUGCCUUCCCUGAGAACAGCUUGGCUGGUCAAGUGAAGCAUAUAGUCCACCAGGCCUUCUGGGACGUCUUGGAAUCAGAGCUGAGUGCUGAGCCUCCUGAGUAUGAACACGCCAUCAAACUGUUUGAAGAAAUCAGAGAGAUUCUUCUCUCUUUUCUGACUCCUGGUGGCAACCGGCUUCGCAACCAGAUAUGUGAAGUUUUGGACACAGACCUCAUUAGGCAGCAGGCUGAGCAUAGCACAGUCGACAUCCAAGGCCUGGCCAGCUAUGUCAUCAGCACAAUGGGAAAGCUAUGUGCUCCCGUGCGAGAUGAGGAUAUCAGGGAGUUAAAGGCCACUGGCAACAUCGUGGAGGGGCUGAGACAAAUAUUUCACGUCCUGAACCUCAUGAAAAUGGACAUGGUCAAUUUUACAAUUAGGAGUCUUAGGCCACAUCUUCAACGCCAGUUGGUGGAUUAUGAGAGAACCAAGUUCCAAGAAAUUUUAGAAGAAACUCCAAGUGCUCUUGAUCAAACUACAGAAUGGAUAAAAGAAUCUGUAGAUGAAGAACUACUUUCUCUUUCUGAGCCUGCUUUAACUCCUGGAGCAGAAAACAGCAAUAAGCCAAGCCUGAGCCCUACACUGGUGCUAAAUAACAGUUAUUUGAAACUGUUACAGUGGGAUUAUCAGAAAAAAGAAUUGCCAGAGACACUCAUGACAGAUGGAGCACGUCUUCAGGAAUUGACAGAAAAGCUGAAUCAAUUGAAAAUGAUUGCCUGCCUGUCCCUAAUUACCAACAACAUGGUAGGUGCUAUUACAGAAGGCCUACCUGAACUUGCAAACAGGUUAAAAAGGAUUUCAGCUGUUCUACUUGAAGGCAUGAACAAGGAAACCUUUAACUUGAAGGAAGUCCUGAAUUCUAUUGGUGUUCAGACUUGUAUUGAGGUUAACAAGACCCUGACGGAGAGAGGUUUAUGCAUUUUAAAUGCUGAGGUCCAAGCUAAUCUUGUGGGUCAGUUUUCAAGCAUUGAAGAAGAGGACAAUCCUAUCUGGUCCCUGAUUGAUAAACGAAUCCAACUGUACAUGAAAAGCCUACUUUGUCUUCCAAGUCCUCAAAAAUGCAUGCCUCCCAUGCCAGGAGGCCUUGCUGUCAUUCAGCAGGAGCUGGAAGUGCUAGGUGCUCAAUAUGCAAACAUUGUGAAUCUCAACAGACAAGUGUAUGGACCAUUUUAUGCAAGUAUACUUCGAAAGCUGCUCUUCAGUGAAGAAGCCAUGGGAAAGGCAGACAUUUCUUCACCUUCUAAUAACUAAAAAGGAACUGAUAUUGGAUAAGAGAUUGGAAAUCCAUCACUUCGGUACCAGUCUGUUUCCAUCAGUGGCAUUACUGAUGUGGCUGCACCUUCUCAGUCCUGUCCAUGGUGCAGUGCUAGCCCGAAUCUGGGUAACCCUGUUGUGAGCAUUGCAGAAGACACACACAUCAUAUUUAGAGUCUAUUUGUGCAUCAUCUUCAAGCUCAAAAGAGACAUUUUUAAUGAACAGAAAAUAAUUUGUAAUUAAUUAUAUUACCUAUAUAAUACUUUUUAAUGUUUUCUUAAGCAUUUGUAUCUGGCUUAUUCAUUCAAUUGCCUAAGGAGCUGUAUUUCCUCUCUUGUCACUAUCAAAUCUAAUGAUUUUAAUUUUGCUACAACUUCUUAAAGGGCUGAAACUUGUGAGAAUAACCAAGGUCAUUGAUGUUCUGAAUAACUGAUAUGAAGUAAGCAUAAUUGUAUUUGAAAUGUACAAUUAAAUUGUAUUAAUGUAUAAUAGAAACUUACAUAGUAAGUCUUCAGAUUCCACAAAUGUAUCAGUCACAUUUUGUAAUAUCAAUUGUCAGUAUUUGUUUAGAAUUUACAUUUAUAAAAUACAUUUUAAAACUAUAUACAGAUUUUAGAUAAAACUUCCCUUGUUCAUUUAGUGAAAAUAGAAACAAAUCCCUACUAGAAUUUACUCUGAAGGUUUGUUUCUGCUUGCAAUUUAUCCUGCACUCUGAGAGAAACAAUUUUCCCACAGAUCUCUUAGUGAAUGUCCUUGCAUUUCUCAGACCAUUGGUGAGGUUUAUAUAACAGUUUAAUAUUUUUACAUAAGGCAGGAGCAGUUUGAAUUGGUUUACUUGUCAAAAGAAGAGAUGUUAACAAUAAAACAAGAUCCCCCAAGAGAUCCCCAUUCUCAGCGAAGUUUACAUCUGAAAAAGAAAUUGUUGAACUUUGGAUUUUUAACCACAUAACUUUCUAGCAAAUGCCUUCUGUGUUUGUUAAAUUCUUACCCCUCUCUGACCAAGAUGCUCUUCUAAGUAUCAUCAUCAUCUUCUUAAGCAUCAAAUCAAAAUUUGCUGAGCUGACACUAGUUGUCAUUGGGCUUUUAGAGAAAUCUGCUUGUCCUGGAAUUACAUACUUCCUUUGAAGUCUUAAGGGAAAUACUGUUUGGUCAGUCAGUCUAGUAAGUGCUUUAUUUGCCUAAAACACAUUUUUGAUUGUUUUGUUCUCUAGGGACUCAUUGCACCUUAGUUUGGUGAGGAAGAGUGGGUAGAAAAUAAAAAAGAGUGCUCUUCUCUUCCUCACUGUCGUUUCCUUACCACGACAUCUGCUAUGAUGGUGCUACUUAAUUAUUUGAUAAAGUUCUGGGAAAUGAUUGUGUGAAUAAAUUAACCCCAAUCUUUCUUUACAUUUUGGAAGGGUCUGCCAAAAUCUGAGGGAAUUUUAAAAGUCUUUUUUUUUUCUUACAAAGACCAAUAACCAAUACAUAAAUCAGCCAUUCUAUCCAUUUAAGCAGCUGUAUGGACGUGGAGUGUUACAGAAGAGCGCAUCAGUUGUUUUUCCUCUUCCUCUGUUUCUGUUCUGCCCAUGCUUUCCUAGCUUAGAAACCAUAAGGUGCUGAAAAUUGUUUUUGUUUUUGCUUAAGUUGAAGUAGUUUUCAACUGUGUUUACUUUGGGGCAUGGGUGGAGGGAGGGUCUGACACAGAAAAGUAAUACGGAGUGUGAUUUUUCUUUUUUUGUCUUUUUCUGAGGUGAACUGUAUACCUAACAAGAAGACCAGGUGGUUCCCUUUUUAUUAUCAGAUUGGAAUCCAGCUGAUAUUCUUAUAUACUUGAUUAUAGUGCAGUUGCCUGCAGGAAAAUAAUGUGUAAACAUUUUUUAAAUGCACUUAAAAUGAACGGCAUUUUGCUGCUGUUUUUCUCUUAAGUGGCAAAGUAAAUCUCAGUGUCUUAUGUCUGCAUUUAGGCAACUACAUUUAUUGGGAUUUUAAAGUCAGAUCCCUUGGUAUGUUGUUUAUUUGUUUUUUUCUCAAAUGUUUACUUCUCUUUUUGAGGUUUUCUUAACAUGGUCUUGUUUUGUGAUGUCAAUUUUAUUAACCACCAUAUGCAUUUUCGUUCUGCUAAAGUAUAUUGUGUGCACUAGUUAAAUUUUAAAACAUUAAAAAUCAUCGCAAGAUA
Molecule: messenger RNA, 3934 nt
Organism: Manis pentadactyla (Chinese pangolin)
Lineage: Eukaryota; Metazoa; Chordata; Mammalia; Pholidota; Manidae
Gene: TCP11L2
Product: t-complex 11 like 2
Exons: 10
Coding region: 214-1776 (520 amino acids)
Biological process (GO): signal transduction
Source: RefSeq, a predicted model, not a curated record